GGGGUGUUUGUAGGGGGAAGAAAUUUGGCGUGACACAGCACACCACAACAGAAGAAGAAGAAAAAAAUUAAAAGAUGGCAUCGCCGGCAGUAAACGUGGUACGCGACAAACUAAAAAAGGGAAUACUAAAGACCAGGGAAAAAAAAUAACAAUAAUAGUCAACACUUUCUUAAUGGAAAUGACAAUAAUAUUAUAAUAAUGAUAAAUAAUACUAUCACACAUUAAUAUCUCUUAGCCUCUAAUGCGUGGCCAAGAGAUAUUAAUGCGUGGCACGCAUUGAAUGUCUCUGCUGCAUUGGAUCAGUCUCCUUUCUGCCUUGCAUCGUCUAUAUUAGAUAUAUAACAACGGGCGGGUGGCGGGCGGUUGCGGUUUUGAUAAAAUGUUAGUUCGGGUGGAUGGCGGGUGGAUGACGACUUUUGUGAUGUGGUUGCGGAUGAAAUAAUUGCCUACAGCCCAGCCCUUGGCCAAAUUGUUUUAAACCAAUGCGGCCCCCGAGUCAAAAAGUUUGGGGACCCCUGGUGUAGACAUAGCCUUAGAGAGGUAGGCAUUAUUCCGAGGUCUCAAGAAGGUAAGAAAUACAAGAAAGUGUGUGUGUGUGAGAAAGAGAGAGAGAGAGAGAGAGAGAGUGAGUGUGUGUUGAUGCCCGUGGAUGUGGUGGCACUCAUUCAUCCCAACCUCCGCCUCCACUCGAUUGGUCACGCCUUAGCUCAGCGGUGCAUAUGGGGGCAAAAUGGCUGCUUCCACCUCCCCGCAGACCCAAACAAUAGCCGAGAAGCUGUCUCCCGUCAGCUGCCGCGGGGAGUCCGAGGCUCUGCGGUCGCGGACCGGUGUCAAAGCAGCAGAAGAAGAAGAUGAAGAACGACCGCACCCGGCUAAUGAUGAGCCGAGUUCCAGCCCAAAGAAACCGCAUCUGCACAGCGUAGGCGAGGAUGGCCUCUCUCCACGGGAGGAAGCAGACACCAAAGCUCAUGACUUGAAGUGCGACUUGUGUGGAGCUCAGUUCCAGACCAGACGCGCCAUGUCCAGCCACGCCCGCUCUCACCAGCUGCAGGGGGCUUCAGAAAGCGGCGGUGCGCCCGUGGACCAAACUGCCAAGGAGUGCAAUGUUCACCGCCACAAAAGCUUGUCUCACCUGGAGUCACCCAAGAGCGCCUCUCUGCUGGACUCCCAGAAACGUGAUGACCUGGAUGGAGACUUCGACGUGAAACCGAUAUCCCUUUCCGUGUUGACCCGAGCAGUCAAAGUGGUGCCACCCUCCUGCGUCUCUACACCAUCUCCUGGUGCCUCUCCGGUUCUGGCUCAUUCCAGCUCCCCCUUGUCGCUACUGAGGAAAGCCCCCAUCUCCUCGUUACUGCCCGCGUCUUCCCCCUUGCGCUCCGCAGAGCACAAGGCUGCGGGGAUGAAAAGUUUGACCUCUAACUUCUCCGCCCCACCAUCUAAACCGAUCUGGGCCCCGCAAGAAAACGACGCUCCUCUCAACCUCACCCUGGAGGUGGAUCCCAAAAAGGACAUUGUCUGUCAGCUGUGCGGCGCCUGGUUUGAGACCCGGAAAGGCUUGUCCAGCCAUGCGAGGGCCCACCUGCGUCACUUCGGCGUGGAGUACUCCGAAUCCAAAGGCUCGCCGAUCGCACUCCUGAACCGGCUCAUCGACACCGACGAGUUCAAGCACAAAGCCGGCGAAUUUAAACUCGACACUGAAACACGAGGCGUCGCCGCAACGCUCUCCUCCCCAAAGAAGCCUCCUCUCAGACUGGCGUCCACCACUCCAUCCGUACUCUACAAGGUGACCACAGCUGGAGGCGGGUCCACUUCCAAAGCUACCUCUUCCUCGUCCUUCGGCCCGCCGGCCAAGCGUCUAAAAUCGUCUUCAAUGCAGGUCUUCCGCCUCAGCAGUGGUGAGAUCAUGGCCCUCCCACAAAGAGAUCCUCUAAAAGAAAUCGGCUGUGAAUUCUGUGGGGAGUAUUUCGAGAACCGGAAAGGAUUAUCCAGCCAUGCUCGUUCCCACCUGCGUCAAAUGGGCAUCACUGAGUGGUCCGUCAACGGUUCCCCCAUCGACACCCUGAGGGAGCUCAUCAAAAGACGGGGCUUGCCUUGCGCCCUUCCUCUAAAACCUCUGAAAAGCCCACCUCCGUCUUCUCCCGGUCCACCGCGUUCCCCACUGUCCACCCGCUCCUCGCCAUCGUCCCUCCUCAGCCGCCUGCCCUUCACCAGCUCCCCCAGUCCUCCUCAGUCUGCUGGGUUUAAGUCGGGCUCAACUCCGCCAACUGCCUCCGGGCUCAUCCUCAAGAUCAAGCCUGAGCCGGUGCAGCUGGAGGUCACGGCUCCUAAAGCUGGAGGCGGUGGCCGUCGCAGUUUUCCCACCGAUCGUGUCAGCCCUGGAUGGAGCGGUUCUGACAGUGGGCUGCCCCUCAACUUGGCCAUGUCUCGUGAAGUAGAGCCUACACGAGAUAUCCGCUGUGAGUUCUGCGGAGAGUACUUUGAGAACCGUAAAGGCCUCUCCAGCCACGCCCGGUCUCACCUGCGCCAGAUGGGCAUCACAGAGUGGACUGUCAACGGGUCGCCCAUUGACACGCUACGGGAGAUCAUCCACAAGCGAGGCUUGACUGUCUGCCCUCAGGGGGUGAAGAAGGAGCGUGCCAAAAGUCCCUCUUGGGGGAACCCGCCCAGAAGUUCCGAGGGUUUGUGCGUUUCUCCCUAUCAGUCCAAGUUUCGUAAGUCCCCUCUCAGCAUACUGUCAUCAGGGUCCAGGUUUCCUAAGCACGGCCUGGGCUCUCUGGGCUCCUCCAGUAUUCCCUCCUCGCCGAAGAUCGUCAGGAUAUCCCCACUAAACAAACAGCCGGAUGAAGCCCAGUCUGCGGAAAGUGCCCAGCAUCAGCGCAAGACUUUCUCACCUCUAUCGCCCGACUUCCCGAUGAAAAAAAAAACCUCCAUAGACAAACACAUCCGCAAGGAUCCCAGGUGUGAGCUGUGUGGCUUCUACUUCGAGAACCGUAAGGCCUUGGCGAGCCACGCGCGAGCCCACCUCAGGCAGUUCGGGGUGACUGAGUGGUGUGUGAACGGCUCCCCCAUCGAGACCCUGGGCGCGUGGAUUCGGAGCAGACCGCAGAAGGUGUUGGAAAUGCACCGUAGCUACAUGCAGGGCAACCGUCCCACCUCCAAAAGGAAGAGCAGCUCACCUCUCCCUGCGUCGACGGAUCCAGAUCAUCGCUUCCCCAUCUCGCCGCAGAAGGCCUCCUCAUCGUCGUCCACGUCCUCCCCCCAGUGGUCUUCUGCUUUGGCGGUCAACCUGGUGCGGCCGCUGAGCCGCGAGCUCGGCCAGGGUUCUUCAGAGACCACAGAAGAGGAAGCGGGCCCCGGCCUCAGGGCCACUCACGCCGGGCCCGUCAGCAGCAGUCCCAGCCCCUCGCGGCUCGGCACUGGCCUCCCACUUCAAGCACAGGUGGCUCGCAGCGAGCUCAACGUUCGUCUGCCCAGAGGGUUUGAGCGCCGCCCCCUGAAGCACCCGACUUGCGCCGAGGGAACAGAGGGAGACAGCGGCUCUCCGCAGCCCCCCCGCACAAGCACCGUCCCUGCUUUAGUGCCAAAGCCACCCACCUACCCACUGGUCAGGCUGGUGGGCAAGUUCUACACCCUAAAGUGCCGGUUCUGUGAGGUGGAGUUCCACGGUCCACUGUCUGUGCAAGAGGACUGGAUCCGACACCUCCAGCAACACAUCCUCAAGAUGAGCUACAACAAGCCCGCCGAACCCAAAGCGGCGUCAGCCGGAUCUGGCGAGCCUCCCCCAGUCCACCGGGCCCUGGCCUCGCGGCCCGCCCCCGGCACUUCCGCCGGGCCCCCCUCCGCCGCUCCGAACUCCCCUGCGGCACCAGCAGAACUUGCUCGGGAGAUAGUCCCAUCCCAUCCCAUCCCCCUCCCUGCCCAGGAGGAAACGUUGGUGCUGGUCAGGGUGUUGUUGACUGAAUGUGAGGGAAACCCGCAAAGGGUAAAUAGAUGCUGGAAUGGACCGGAUAGGACAGCUCUCGUCUGAGAGGACGGUGAAGGACCCAGGUAUUUAUCCAACUUUUUCCACCAAGUACCACCUCAGAACACGCUUGGCUAUCCAAGUGCCGCCAUAAUGACCGACACAGUAGCGUAGUAGGCCUAAGUAUUCAUUAAAAACAAGGGCAGAGGUUUUAUUUAACAUUUUGGGCAACAGUAACAUUACACACAGUUUGAACAGUAACACUGUGUUUGAAUAUUUGAUUAGGUGAUAGCGUACCGCUAGUAAUACGCAUACCAGAAUCACUACUUUCAAGAACCCAUAGCGUACAGACGACCCAAAUCUUCAAAUUCUGCAGGAAAAUAUCAACAUUCAGGAUAAAGAUGCUACCAAAACACAAAAAUAUUCACUUUUCCCACUUUUUGUUAUGUUGCAGCCUUAUUCCAAAAAGGAAUACAUUCAUUUUGUCCUCAAAAUUCUCCACACAAUACCCUGUAAUGACAAUGAUAAAUAAAUGAUAAAUGGGUUAUACUUGUAUAGCGCUUUUCUACCUUCAAGGUACUCAAAGCGCUUUGACAGUAUUUCCACAUUCACCCAUUCACACACACAUUCACACACUGAUGGCGGGAGCUGCCAUGCAAGGCGCUAACCAGCAGCCAUCAGGAGCAAGGGUGAAGUGUCUUGCCCAAGGACAAAACGGACGUGACUAGGAUGGUAGAAGGUGGGGAUUGAACCCCAGUAACCAGCAACCCUCCGAUUGCUGGCACGGCCACUCUACCAACUUCGCCACGCCGUCAAUGUGAAAACUUUUUUUUUUUUUUAAAUGUUUGCAAAAAAUGUUUUAAAUAAAAAAUGGAAAAAAAUCGCAUUUGUGCCAAGUUUGUGGCAUUGUGUUCAAAAAGACUUGAGGCUCUAAUUGGUUGAGAUUUGAACCCUGACCUAAUCUAAUCUCCUGGUAGUGGGGCCACCAUGCAGCCCUGAUUAAUAUAAAUAAAGAAAAACAAUGUAUAUUACGUGUAAAUAUAUAAUGUGUAAAUAUAUAAUAUGUAAAUAUAUCAAAUCUAAUAUAUAUAAUGUGUAAAUAUAUAAAAUAAAAUAUAUAUUAAAUGUAAAUAUAUGAAAUAAAAUAUAUAAGUAUAUAAAAUUAAAUAUAUAUUAUAUGUAAAUAUAUAAAAUAAAAAAUAUAUAUAAUAUAUAAAACAUAAGAUAUAUUAUAAAUAAAUAUACAAAAUAAAUGUUGUAUAUAUUUAUAAAAUAUAAACAAAAACAAUUACAAAAUUAAAGCUGCAAGCAGCGAUGGAUGGGGCCGACUUUAAGGGCUCAUAAAAUCCAAACCGGAGCAGUAAUUAAAACUCUUUCAUCAACUUUUAAUCAGAAGGGUUCAAUCUCUCCUGUGGUAAUUUGAAGCCGACACGACAAACGCGCUCAGAGGAGAUAAUGUUUGAAAAAAGGUGACUGUUUUUACUCAACUUUUGUUUUGAAGGGAGAAUUGCAAACUUCCUGUUGAUUUUUGCUGGGGGUUGUCAGUGUAUGAAAUCUAGGUCUAAGUGAGACCUACAUAGAGGUUUUUGUUUCAUGUCUCUACGACAUUCCUACUGGGAGUUAGAGGCAGUUUUGUCUGUGUUUUCUUCCUAGGGGGCGCUAGAACGCAAUUUUGAGUUUUGGGGUUUGGUUUUUUGAUUAGAUCGCAAUUUUCGCCAGUCCUAAUAUGUGUGUCCAAUUUGGUGAGUUUUGAAGCAUGUUAAGGGGGUCAAAUUACAGCUCAAAGAGGCGGCGGUAUAAUAAUAAAACGCUAGAAACAGUCCCAAAGGGACUCGGUCCCUAAUUAUGCUUCAACAAAGAAUUGAGGAAAGGCUUUGAAUACUUAUGUAAAUGUGAUUUUUUUGUGCGUGGUUUUUUUUGGUGCAACAUUUAAAAAAAUAAACUUUUCACAUUGUCAUUAUGGGGUAUUGUGUGUAGAAUUUUGAGGAUGAAAAGGAAUGUAUUCCUUUUUGGAAAAAGGGUGUUACAUAACAAAAUGCGGCAAAAGUGACGCACUGUGGUACAGAAUAUGGAAUUACCUCGGCCUGUUGUAGGCUGAUGCAAAAGCGAAAGUGAAAUCCCCCUCGUUAGUCUUCCAUUCCGUUGAAACGAGGGCCAUGGGGGCGCCCGAAAGCCAAACGUUGCCGUGUCGCACGAAUCUGUUGUCGUUUGGCAUCCCUGAAAAGUGACACCAUUGUCCGUCCCAUACCGUCCCUCUCAGACCAGAGCUGUCCUACCUGGUCUGUGCACAUGAAGGGAUGAAGCCUGCUCGGAUGCGUCUCUCAAGGUCACGUUCACAUUGCAGGACAUAAGACUCAAUUUGGAUUUGUUUGUUAAUUCCGAUCUUUUCAUGUUGACGUUCACAUGAGGUCAGCAGAUUGGGUCGGAGUUGGACAAAAAUGGGAAUUGUAGUCUUCAAACUGAUACGGCAAAAAGAAAAUGUGUGUGAAUGUGGGACUGUUAAGGUUAGAAGACGUUUGUUGAAGACCUUUCUACUAGAGAUGGCCGAUAUUAUCGGCCGAUAUAUGCGUUAAAAUGUAAUAUCGGAAAUCAUCGGUAUCGUUUUUUUUAUUAUCGUUAUCGUUUUUUUUAUUUUUUUUUUGUUUUUUUUUAUUAAAUCAACAUAAAAAACACAAGAUACACUUACAAUUAGUGCACCAACCCAAAAAACCUCCCUCCCCCAUUUACACUCAUUCACACAAAAGGGUUGUUUCUUUCUGUUAUUAGUAUUCUGGUUCCUACAUUAUAUAUCAAUAUAUAUCAAUACAGUCUGCAAGGGAUACAGUCCGUAAGCACACAUGAUUGUGCGUGCUGCUGGUCCACUUAUAGUACUAACCUUUAACAGUUAAUUUUACUAAUUUUAGUUUCUAUGUAACUGUUUUUAUAUUGUUGUACUUUCUUUUUUAUUCAAGAAAAUGUUUUUAAUUUAUUUAUCUUAUUUUACUAAUUUUUUUAAAAAGUACCUUAUCUUCACCAUACCUGGUUGUCCAAAUUAGGCAUAAUAAUGUGUUAAUUCCACGACUGUUGAUAUCGGUAUCGGUUGAUAUCGGUAUCGGUAAUUAAAGAGUUGGACAAUAUCGGAUAUCGGCAAAAAGCCAUUAUCGGACAUCCCUACUUUCUACCAUAUUCUGACAUAUAUGAAUAGUAGUGAUGGGUAAACGAUGCUUCAGUGAGCGUGUGGCACACUUACCACCCGCAUUGACACUGCACUGAUACUGUGUUGCUGUUUCAUCUUCCGCAUUUAAAAAAAAAAAACUCACAGGAAGAACGUUGACCAUAUUUGGUGCUAUAAGACCAAAAUGAUCCCACAUUUGGCCAUCAGAUGGAUAAUGGCGAUACCACAGUUUGACGUUUCGCAGUCAAUUGACGCAGCGGUUGUGUUGUUUUUCUUUUAUUUCUUAAAGUGGCACACACUUCGCUAUGGUUUGAGCCGUCACUCGUAAAGUCAACACUCUUUAGAGGGAAAGAAGCCUCCUGGGUGAAAGGUCUUCAACAAACACCAGUUCGUUGCCUCAAUUCAGCCUUUGCACGUUUUUUCGGACCCUCAUGACUUGGGUCUACUUUGUCAAGGGAUGUGAUGGGAUGGGAUCAAAGGAGAAACUUCCAGAAAAAGUUUGACGUGUGUGUGUGUGUGUGCGUGUGUGUGUGUGUGUGUGUGUGUGUGUGUGUGUGUGUGUGUGUGUGUGUGUGUGUGUGUGUGUGUGUGUGUGUGUGUGUGUGUGUGUGUGUGUGUGUGUGUGUGUGUGUGUGUGUGUGUGUGUGUGUGUGUGUGUGUGUGUGUGUGUGUGUGUGUGUGUGUGUGUGUGUGUGUGUGUGUGUGUGUGUGUGUGUGUGUGUGUGUGUGUGACAAAUGUCAUGAUGGAAGAAAAUAUGUUUAAGAGAAAAAAAAUGUACUGUAUACAAAGUUUUAGGUGAAUCAACUCCAGAACAAAACAAUAAAUGUGACUUCCGUUU
This is a messenger RNA of Entelurus aequoreus (snake pipefish), 7954 nucleotides long. RefSeq names its product WIZ zinc finger b (gene wizb). Lineage: Eukaryota; Metazoa; Chordata; Actinopteri; Syngnathiformes; Syngnathidae. The record is from RefSeq and is a predicted model, not a curated record. Gene Ontology annotation, molecular function: RNA polymerase II cis-regulatory region sequence-specific DNA binding; DNA-binding transcription factor activity, RNA polymerase II-specific. Gene Ontology annotation, cellular component: nucleus. Bases 731 to 4027 code for a protein of 1098 amino acids. The transcript has 11 exons. Gene Ontology annotation, biological process: regulation of transcription by RNA polymerase II.